GCUGUAUAUAAUGGGUAAUAACCUAAAUACAAAAAACCCUUUUCAUCGCAUAUGUUUUUAGUUUGAGAGUAGGUUUUAGUCAUUUUUGGCAGGGAAAAAAAUGAAUUUAGCAAUAAUUGCGUUCGUCGUUCUGUCGGGAACUUUCGGUUUAGAGUCUAUGAACGAAACAGAAGAAAUAGUAACAUCGGAGCCACCUGUGACGGCGACGGCGACGACGACCGAGUCCGAGUCCUCCAACACGACUACCAGCAAGACGCCUGAGUAUGACGAGGAGGAAGAAAUCGAGAUCCGAAAGAGGGCAAUUGACGAUGUCUGCCUACAGUGCAUAUGCGAGGGUGCUUCCGGCUGCAACAGGAAGGCUGACAACUGCUUCGAGAACCUCUGCGGAAGAUUCAGGAUGACUCGCUUGUUCUGGAGGGACGCCGGGAUGCCGACCCUGGACACCGACACGCCGCGAAAGAGAGGCGCUUUUGUCAACUGUGCCCUGGAUGUCAACUGCUCUCGUAGAACUGUUAUAUCAUAUGUGAACAAAUACGCCCGGGAUUGCAAUAAGGAUGGUCUUAUCUCUUGCCUCGACUAUGCUGCCAUCCACCAGCUGGGACCUGUGGGCUGCCUCCAGGAAAAGCCGAUUGACCCGUUCUUCUUCCAUGAUUUCAUCGGGUGCCUCAACAGGCACUUUUACAAAAGCACAGCUCACAAAAUUCUGAUUGGGUGGAAAUUAUUUUUCAGCGUGUUUUGGUCUUCGGUAUCACUGAUAACAUGACAAAUAUAUAUGUAGCUUUCUUA
Cimex lectularius (bed bug) is the source of this 786-nucleotide messenger RNA. RefSeq lists its product as uncharacterized. Bases 101 to 763 code for a protein of 220 amino acids. Gene Ontology annotation, molecular function: lysozyme activity. The record is from RefSeq and is a predicted model, not a curated record. The transcript is spliced from 4 exons. NCBI's taxonomy places the organism in Eukaryota, Metazoa, Arthropoda, Insecta, Hemiptera, Cimicidae.